Messenger RNA from Eucalyptus grandis, 1203 nucleotides. Its product is annotated as probable fatty acyl-CoA reductase 5. Gene Ontology annotation, cellular component: intracellular membrane-bounded organelle. Gene Ontology annotation, molecular function: alcohol-forming very long-chain fatty acyl-CoA reductase (NADP+) activity. The transcript has 9 exons. NCBI's taxonomy places the organism in Eukaryota, Viridiplantae, Streptophyta, Magnoliopsida, Myrtales, Myrtaceae. Gene Ontology annotation, biological process: long-chain fatty-acyl-CoA metabolic process; suberin biosynthetic process. The record is from RefSeq and is a predicted model, not a curated record.
AUGGGGUUGGAUAUAGCACAAUUUCUUGAGAACAAGACCAUCUUAGUCACCGGAGCAACUGGCUUUCUCGCCAAGAUUCAAAGACUCUUCCUGUUCGGUUUGAACAUGGGGUUGGAUAUAGUACAAUUUCUUGAGAACAAGACCAUCUUAGUCACCGGAGCCACUGGCUUUCUCGCCAAGAUUUUUGUGGAGAAGCUGCUUCGAAUUCAACCAAAUGUCAAGAAAAUAUAUGUUCUUAUCAGAGCUAUGGACAAACAGGCAGCGACACAAAGGUUGCAUGAAGAGCUCAUACAGAAGAAGUUAUUCGGCAUUCUGAGGGAAGAAUGGGCAGAGAACUUCAACUCAAUUGUGGAGAAAUUGUCUCCAAUUCCUGGGGACGUUUCUUGCGAGAAUUUGGGAGUACAUGAUUUCGAUUUGAGAUUGGAGAUGUGGAGAGAAAUAGACAUAAUUGUCAGUUCGGCCGCGACUACCAAAUUCGACGAAAGAUAUGACAUUGCACUAGCCGUCAAUACAUUAGGAGCUAAGCAUGUUGCUGAAUUUGCUGUAAGAUGUGUCAACAUAAAGAUGCUACUUCACAUAUCAACUGCAUAUGUAUGUGGCAAUAUGACUGGGAUUAUACAAGAAAAGGCAUUUAGUAUGGGUGAGACACUCAACGGGUCAAGGAAGUUGGAUGUGAAUGAAGAGAAACUCUUGGUUGAAGAAUUGAUGAACGAACUUCGAGAAAGGAAUGCUUCAGAGAGAGAAAUCACCAUUGCUUUAAAGAAUUUAGGCUUGCAAAGGGCAAGGCUGCAUGGUUGGCCAAACACAUAUACUUUAACGAAGGCAAUGGGGGAAAUGAUGAUGCAGCAUCAUCUCAAAUAAAAUAUACCGCUUGCUGUUAUGAGACCCACAAUCAUAACAAGUACUUACCGAGAACCUUUUACUGGUUGGAUUGAGGCUGUGACUAUUGACCCAGUUUUGACGAUUCAUUCGGAAGCUUUGAGAGCCACUGCCGCUAAGAGCGGAGUAGACUUGGAAAGCGUCAUCUACUUUGAUUCGAGAUGGAUCUAUUUGGUCGACCAUCGCAAGAAAACUCAAUUUCCUGGAGUUGGCAAUGCCUUCAAGCUCAGAUUGUGUCAGGAAGAGCCUCCUUUGUCUACAAUUAUUGUUGUCAGCAAUAAUGUGUAUUGCGGUGCAAAGGACGAAGGUGGAGACUCAUGUUGA